AUGAAUACUUAAGAUCAGAAAAUAGUUUAACUUGACUUGAGUAAGAUUGAUUUUACAUAGCAUUCUAAGUUCAACUAAGAAAGUGAAAUUAAUGGUGAUGGAAAAUAAAAUAUGGAUAAGAAUUUAGAAAAUAAGACUGUGAACUUAUAUGAUUUAGUUAAGAUUAAAGUCACAUUGAAUGACAACUAUUAUAUUUUCUCUAGAUAUUUGAUAAGUAGAAUGCUUACACUGAUUUAUAUUGAUAAAUAAACAGCUGCAAGUAUAGCAAAAUCUAUUAAAAAAAAAUUAGUUGAAAAAGAAGUCAAAGAAAUUAACUAAAACCAAUUAGAGGAAAUUUUAUUUGAAACAAUCUAUUAACAAAUUCCCACAAAUCCUGCUGGAGUUAUUGGGACAUAUAAAAUAGUUUCUGAGUUUUAUAGAAUGAGAACUCCUAUUGUGAUUUUAAUAUUCGGAGCUCCCAAAAUAGGAAAGUCAAAUAUAGCUAAUUAGCUAGCUGAUAAAAUGAAUAUAUCAAAUGUUUUAUAGACAGACAUUAUUUCUUGUGUGAUGGAGAUGAUGCAUGUCGGAGAUUCAAAAUAAAAUCAUUGGAAUGAUAUUAGCAUAGAUUUAGAUGAAACAAUCAAAAGAUAUGAAUAAAGAUGCUAUUAAGUUAGAAAAGGAGCUAACACUGAUAUUUAAAAGUGCUUAUCAUAAGGCAAACCUGUCAUUAUUGAAGGCACGGAAUUAAAUCCUUCGUUUUUUUUGAAGAUAAAAAAUGAAGACGAAUAGAUUAUUAAAUCAGACUAAAUCAAAUAAAAGUUAUCUCAAUAUAUUGAAGGUAGCAUUCACGAAAGAGAUAUUUUGGAUGACUAUUCAAUCGAAUAAGAUUCAUAAAAUAUUUAAUUAUUUUAGCCUGAACCAUAAGAAUGGGAAAGUGCAGCAGAAAAAGACCGUAUCAGACAAGCCAUAGAUUACUUUGCAAAGUUUAAUUAAGGUUAACUAGUCAUUGUAGCCUUCCAUCUUGUGAUUAGUAAAAAGUAGCAUAGAUUUAAUAUCAAUAAUUAAUAGGUUAUCCAAAAAAUAAGUGAUAGUAAGGAAAGAGAAAUAUAAACCGACAUACUUUUAAAUAAAUUUUAGGCAAUUCAAAAUCACCUAUUGAAAUAAUGCUCCCUAUCCUGUACUAUUCCUAUUGACAUUAAUUGCUAGUAACACACUCUAGAUACUGUCCAAAAAAUAUUGUUAAAAAAUAUAGAAAAUUGGUAUUACAGAUAAAACAAGAGUCAAGAUAAAAAAGAAAAGCAAUGA
Messenger RNA from Tetrahymena thermophila SB210, 1284 nucleotides. RefSeq names its product ATP/GTP nucleotide-binding protein, putative. The transcript has 6 exons. NCBI's taxonomy places the organism in Eukaryota, Ciliophora, Oligohymenophorea, Hymenostomatida, Tetrahymenidae. The record is from RefSeq and is a predicted model, not a curated record.